This is a messenger RNA of Symbiodinium sp. CCMP2592, 495 nucleotides long. The record is from the annotation of a GenBank genome assembly. NCBI's taxonomy places the organism in Eukaryota, Dinophyceae, Suessiales, Symbiodiniaceae.
AUGUCGACGGCGUUCAGUGCAGUGGGCGAUGCUGUCAUGUCCGAGGACUUGGACACGGCCAUUUCAAGGCUGGUGUCCCACUACUUGGACCAUAUUCAGCCGGUGAUCGAUGAAAUGGCAGCGGCAGACUGCCAUCUGUUUGACGGACUCGACCCAGCAGCCCUGCCAGCUGAGUGCUCAGAGCAGAGCGAGCAUGACUUGAAGCGCAUGGAGGCCUUCCUUCGCUUCCGGCGCUGUGUGGCUGGAGCCGUAGACGACUGGUGCCGUUCCCAGGGCCUUCCGGAGAGGCGUCUCUACCAGGCUCUCUCCCAGGCUGCGGCCACUGCGCAAGAGGGGAAGGAGACGAAUGGCACCAUUCUUCUCGAGCUCCUGGCCGCUGCAGAAGACUUUGGCACCUUCGCUGGCUACAUGGCCGGAGAAGCUGAAAGCCGGCGGGCGCUCCGCGCAAGCCCGCCCCCGUGGCAGCAGGGAUAUGCAGCCGGCCAAGGCUCUUGA